Cotesia glomerata is the source of this 3053-nucleotide messenger RNA. RefSeq names its product muscle M-line assembly protein unc-89-like. NCBI's taxonomy places the organism in Eukaryota, Metazoa, Arthropoda, Insecta, Hymenoptera, Braconidae. The transcript is spliced from 10 exons. The record is from RefSeq and is a predicted model, not a curated record. Gene Ontology annotation, molecular function: serine-type endopeptidase inhibitor activity. The coding region runs from base 72 to 2948 and encodes 958 amino acids.
UGGGUUUAGUUAAUAAAAUUUUUUACUCAAGAUUCAUUUUAAAUUAAAGAGUGUAAAUUAAUGUAUUUACUAUGACGCCGCUUUUGAAUUUAAUUCUUGUACUUACGGGUGGGUGUAAUACGACUAGUCCAUUACCUUCACCAUUAGGGUUGAAUUAUAUAUCAGUUCCUUUUUCUUUACUUAAUGGAAAUUCGUCGGCUAUUUCCGGACCAAACUGUGAUUGCAAGUGCGAUGGAAUUCCAAUUUUACCAAACACUUGUGAAAUGUUGCGGAAACUUGGACUUUGCAAUGGUGAAAAUACAACAUCAAAUAAAACUGAAGAAAUAACCACAACUUUAAGUUCAGCUAUUUCAACUACUGUCAGUCCUGAAAUGAAAGAUAUCACUACAAAAAAUGAUACUAUUAAAAUGUUAGACGAUAAACCACCAUUAGAUCUUAGUGACAGUAAAGGUGAGGAUAGAAUGUUUAUACCAGGUGUAACUAAAGAUAAAAAUGUCACAUCUUCUGGUGAUGGAACUACAGAGAAAUUUACAACGGUAGAGACACCUACUACACCUAAACCAAGUAAUAGAACUCCAAAAGAAGAAACAACUGAACCUUCUAAAAAAGAUGAGACUGAAAAAUUUAGUACUGAGCGAAGCAGUGAAGGUAUUAUAACACCACUGGGUGUAACUACACUGAGUCCGGAAAAAACUAGUCCAAAAUUUGUUGACGAUGAACCACGUGACGUCGAAAGUAAAUUUAGUGCAGUUAGUGAGCCAACUGCUGAUACAAAUACUACUUCUACACCUCUUCCAUUAACUAAAAAUGGUGUAACAACUACUGAAGAAACUAGCAAAGUACCUUCUGAAGAUGAUAAGAAGACUACUGAACCAAAAAGUCCUGAAUCUUCUACCAAAGAUAGUGAAGAUAAUAUGAUGAUGUGUGAUUCAACACCUGGUGUUACUGAAUCAAAUCAUACAACUUUAAGUUCAGCUAUUUCAACUACUGUCAGUCCUGAAAUAAAAGAUAUCACUACAAAAAAUGAUACUGCUAAAACGUUAGACGAUAAACCACCAUUAGAUCUUAGUGACAGUGAAGGUGAGGAUAGAAUGUUUAUACCAGGUGUAACUAAAGAUAAAAAUGUCACAUCUUCUGGUGAUGGAACUACAGAGAAAUUUACAACGGUAGAGACACCUACUACACCUAAACCAAGUGAUAGAACUCCAAAAGAAGAAAGAACUGAACCUUCUAAAAAAGAUGAGACUGAAAAAUUUAGUACUGAGCGAAGCAGUGAAGGUAUUAUAACACCACUGGGUGUAACUACACUGAGUCCGGAAAAAACUAGUCCAAAAUUUGUUGACGAUGAACCACGUGACGUCGAAAGUGAAUUUAGUGCAGUUAGUGAGCCAACUGCUGAUACAAAUACUACUUCUACACCUCUUCCAUUAACUAAAAAUGGUGUAACAACUACUGAAGAAACUAGCAAAGUACCUUCUGAAGAUGAUAAGAAGACUACUGAACCAAAAAGUCCUGAAUCUUCUACCAAAGAUAGUGAAGAUAAUAUGAUGAUGUGUGAUUCACCACCUGGUGUUACUGAAUCAAGUCAUACUACUGCUAAAAAAGAUGAAUCGGCUUCUGGUGGACAUACUGAUGAUGAUAGGGAUGAUAAGACUUUAAAGACACCUGAAGCGUUGACGACUACAACUGAAUCAGUACCUUCUGAAGAAACUCCGAAGCCUGAAAAUCCAAAGUCUGAUUUGGAUAAUUGUCUUAAAGUAGACAAAGAUACUAUUGACAAACUUGAAAAUAUUACAAUGCAACCUUUAGAGAAGAAGGCGCUGAAGAAAAUUAUAAACAGUAUCAAUAAGUUUAGUCUGGAUUUGACGAAGGCUGUUUUAAAAGACAAUACCACAAAUUACGCAAUCGCGCCUAUUAAUUUUGCGCUUUUAUUAUUGAUGGCUGAAAACGGAGCCUGUAAAGACACUAAAAAGGAAUUAGAUAAUACUUUACAUUUGUCUAAAGAAAUAUCUAAGGAAGAAUUACGGCCUAUAAAAUUUUUAGUGGAUUCGCUUAAGGAUAUGAACAAAACAACAUUGAUUCUGGGUGAUAAAAUAUUUCUGCCUCAAAACGUGGAAAUUAGUCCAGAAUACAGGAACUUAAUUCAGGAUACUUACCAAUCAGAUCCAAUAAGUGUUGAUUACAAAAAAGGAAACGACGCUGUUGAACAAAUUAAUCGCUGGGUUGCAAAUAAAACCAACAAUUAUGCACAAAAAGUCAUCAGUAACAGUGAACAUGAAGUGGUAAAUGAAAAUACAUCCUUAAUUCUCGCUGGUGUUGGCUAUCUCCAGACCAAUUGGGUAUACCCAUUCGACCAGUUGUUUAAUGAUCAAAAACUAUUCUACAUUGGGAAUAAUACGUACAAGUAUGUAUGUACGAUGCUGCAAAUACAUGCAUUUCGUUAUUACCACAUGAAUUAUUUAUCUGCUGCAGUUAUUGAGCUUCCUUUAAAGGCGAAUAAAUAUCAAGAGCUUAAAAUGAUUGUUGUUUUACCAGAUAAGGAAAAAAAUUUAUCUGAUGUUCUUAAACAUCUUAAUAAAUUUCAGUACACUGAUUUUAACCAUCACGCAAAAGUAAAGAUUGUUGAGUUAUCUUUGCCGAAAUUUAAAAUUCAAAGUUUUAUUGACUUACACAAUUAUUCAGACAAGAUUAAUAUUAACAAAACAAUGGACAAUUCUAAUCUUUGCUGUGUGUCUGAAAAGGCAAAAAUUAGUCGAGUCUUACAAAAAACUGUCUUAAGAGUAAAUGAAGGAGAUUGUGUUAGACCUUAUUAUAGUUGCAAAGGCGAUGAUAAUUCCUGCAUGAAUCAUAAAAUCAAAUUUACAGUAAAUCGUCCUUUCAUAUUUUUUAUUAUAAAAGACGAAACAAUAAUCUUCAGCGGACAAAUAAUUGAUCCAAGCCACAAUUAAUUCUAAAUUAAUAAUUAUUUAAUAUUCAUUACUUAAAUAUAAAUUGGAGUAAUAAUUAGAAUUUAUGAAUUUAAUUGUAAUUUAUUAAUAAACUUUAUUGAAUUU